GGAAUUGGAAUAACAAUUUGAGAUCUAGGUGCAUUCCGCGGUACAAUAUAUACAGUGGAAAAGGUCCAGUGUUAGAUGUUAUCUUAAUAGAAUAUAUUGGAGCCGUUUACUGUAGUUACUACACGUUUAUCAGGCACUCAAAAUUACGAAUUUGUCUAUGCUAUCUAUUUAGCGUAUUUCGCCUGAAACGUUAUUGGUGAUGUUCCCGUCGGAUUCUACGUGUGUUUCUUAACCUUUUAAGAAUACCUGCCAAGAGCACAAUUUAUUUAAAAGGUGGUUGCAAGCAACGUUGACUCUGCUUGCCCGUUCUGUGUGGAAUCCCGUGCCGUGGUUUGAAAACUGCCCGCGUUCCCGUGUGUUUCACGAAGAACAAGCGCAACCAGCACAGCCACUGGCGGAAAACGGAGGCUGAGAGAGGGGAUUGGUGAAGCACGUCUCCGAUUUGGCCGUAUCAGCAGUUAGCCGCUGUCUGCAUAGGUAUCAAGUGAAAAGAGAGGUUAUUUUUAUAGCGAACGCGGCAGAAAGAUCAGCAUCACUGGACACGGGGCACAUGAUAGACAAUUGUUCAUGGAGUCGCAACGGCGGUGGACAGCAGAAAGAUUCUGCACUGUUUAAGGAUAUUCUCCAUUUAAAAGAACCAGUAGGCACGGAAAUGAUCACCGUCGAAUCUAGAGAAAGUCAACAUUACGUCUGGAGGCGAUUGACCCUGUGGAUGCUGACUUCUGUCCUCGCAGAGGAGGAACCCUGACACGAGUUCCUGCAGACCUUAUUGUGUGAAGUACAGGAAUUUGGACUGCUCAUCACAUCCGUAUCUGAGGACCUGAAGUGCUCUUCAGCCGCCCUGUCCUGGUUUACCCCUCCUGGUGUGCGGUUCUACUCCAUCAGUGGCCCCUAAUCAGCUCAUAAAAAAGAGCUACGUCCAGUACCAUCUUGGGAACAUCACCUGUCUCUAGCUGUGGAGGAAAGCUGUCUCGCCCUGGUGCUUUGUAGACAGUCGGCCCAAGAGGCCAACCCUUCCAAAAUGUCCACCAAGGCCCCUAUCUACCUGAAGCGGGGCAGCCGAAAGGGCAAGAAGGAGAAGCUGCGGGACAUCCUGUCCUCGGACAUGAUCAGCCCCCCGCUGGGGGACUUCCGGCACACCAUCCACAUCGGGAGCAGCGGCGGCGAGAACGACCUUUUCGGCGACCUGUCCUUCCUGCAGGGCAAGUUCCACCUGCUCCCGGGGCAGCAGGGCCACAGCCUGUCGCAGCGCUGCAGCCAGUACGGAGCGCCCUUCCAGUUCACCCGCACGGCCAGCGUGUGCACACACCCGCCCUCCUCCGAGAGCUCGCCCCUGCUGAAGAACGCCAUCUCCCUGCCUGUCAUCGGGGCGGUGCAGGCCAUCACGCUGCCGGCCUCCGGCUCCGCCCCGGAGCCCGACCCCGCCUCCGACUCCACCUCCGCCUCCGACUCCGCCCCCGACUCCCCGCCCCCGCAGCCCGGAUCGCCCACCCAAGCCCCGCCUCCCAAACCUCCCAGGCUGCACCUCGACGACAAGGCCUCGGCCCUCAGCCGAGAGUCCUCCACGCAGUCCUCCAGCACGCCCUCCCCCCUAACCCCGCCACCCUCCAGGGCCUCGCUGGAUGCCGAGCGGUGCCUCCAGGACCCGGAUGAGGGCCUCCAGGAGCAGCCUUACCUGUCCCACGCCGGCUCCCUGCUGUCUCUGCACCUGGACCUGGGGCCGUCCAUCCUGGACGAUGUUCUCCAGAUCAUGGACAAGCACAGCGUGGGGGGCCUGAAUGGGGCCUGUGUGCAUGGGGGGCGGCAGGAGAUCGCCACCUGAGGACCCCUCCCCUUCCCCCUCCCCCCUUCCCAUUGACAAAAAACUCUCCCCCUCCUCCUGUUCCGAUUUUAUUCCUUUUGAAUAUACCUGCUUGUGUCUAACACCAAGCCUGGCGAGAAGACGUGGAUUGGUAACAGAGAGCACUUGUUUUAGCUUCUUUUCUGGACCUUUUCUCUUUUGUUACUGUGAAUUGUUCUUUUAGCCUUUCUGUGUUGAAUCCCGGAAUUGUGCAUUUUUGUACUGUGUAAAAGACACGAUGGGUGAGCUUCCUAACCCAUAACGCCCUCCCUUUAAUUCACAUGUCCAGCUUAAGCAGGACCUGCAGAUGUGAAAGGUAGUGCUGAGGACACUAGAGGACACUGUCGGCAAUGCGUUUGCUGCCUGCUUCUGCUACGCACCGUACUUAUCCUACUGUACCCUUGCGUAUACUCCUUUGAGAUUAUUUGAAAGAGCCGCUGGAUUUUUAAAGAGUUCCUUUUUUUGGGUCUGUGGCCUGAUUAGUUUGACAGGGCUGAUUCUCCGUCAGGCUGUGGCACUGCGGGUGUGGGAGGAGGGGGAGUAUCGAUCGAUCGUCAGCCUUCAUCCAAAAGCUCCUCUCUGAGGCAGCCCCAGGAGACACGGAGAGGCCUACCUUUUAUCCCCCCGAACCGCUCUCAGGCACUGACGAACAAAAACCGAUUCCCUUAACCUUCUUCUCGCAAGUAUUCCUCUAAGAAUCGCGCUGACUCUCCAUCUCAGAUCUUGUGAGAUGAAAGAAAUGCUGCUCCCGGAGAAUCAUCCACCGUUUCAAAGAGCAUCCGCCACGUAGGCCCAGGUGCGGUUGAUGAAUAGCGGGGGGCUCGAACAAACGGCAAGCUGCUUCAUUGAAGUGUGUCCGCUGCUCACUGCAUUUCUGUUAACGCCGCACCUCAUUGGUCAUCCUGGAGGAGGGCUGGGGGCAGUUCUGGCUUUUAGUCUCUGCUCAGCCUGACACACACACACACACACACACACACACACAGACAUUGAGAGCUGAAGAGGUUGUAUGUGUCGUCUGUCACAUGACUUCACUUUCUGGCGCCGUUAAUCAGGGAGCGCUUCUUCUAGAGACCUGUCUGUGACUGCAUUGGGCAAGCCUUGGACUUCUCCUCCAGGAAGGAGCACAAAUAUGAGAUGUUUCAGUUGGACAUUAUCACCGAACUAUAAAGUCGUGCCAUUUUUCUUCUAUCAGACUGUACAUUGACAUAAAGUGGGAAUAGAUGCUUGUGAAUCCAUGUAAACCUGCAAUAAAGCUAGCAACACUGAUAAUAAUAUUUAAAAUAUAAUUAUUUCUUGUUCCUGCAUAGCAACUCGGGAGAGCCACAGAAGUCGAUUUUAUGGGUCCAUCAUAGUAAAAUUUCUCCUGAAAGCUGAGAGAGUCUAGGAUGUGGAGGACUGAUUGUCGGCCUUCAUUCUAUGGUUAAUAAAGGGUGUAGUCGAUGCAGAAAAAGUUCUUGAUAAGUUUGUGUUUGCAAUUCCUGUGUCUUGUCAUCAGGACGCACUAGUGCAUAGCACUUUCUCCAUUUUCACCCUGUGUAAGUUUAGUCAGACUGGGCUUAUGAACUUUUACAUUUUUAGAAAUGAUAACUAAAGGUAACUAUGUGGUAUCACUGAUACUUUCUUCUCUCAUACUUCCCAGUAAUACUGGAGGCUCAAAAGUUUUCUUGCCCUCUCAAAAAUGAAUAAAUACAAACAAUCAUAA
Messenger RNA from Conger conger (European conger), 3542 nucleotides. RefSeq names its product cdc42 effector protein 2-like. The coding region runs from base 1022 to 1822 and encodes 266 amino acids. The record is from RefSeq and is a predicted model, not a curated record. The transcript has 2 exons. NCBI's taxonomy places the organism in Eukaryota, Metazoa, Chordata, Actinopteri, Anguilliformes, Congridae.